Messenger RNA from Anopheles stephensi (Asian malaria mosquito), 3918 nucleotides. RefSeq names its product zinc finger and BTB domain-containing protein 17-like. Bases 169 to 2196 code for a protein of 675 amino acids. Gene Ontology annotation, cellular component: transcription repressor complex; nucleus. The record is from RefSeq and is a predicted model, not a curated record. Gene Ontology annotation, biological process: neuron differentiation; negative regulation of transcription by RNA polymerase II; regulation of cell cycle process. The transcript is spliced from 3 exons. Lineage: Eukaryota; Metazoa; Arthropoda; Insecta; Diptera; Culicidae. Gene Ontology annotation, molecular function: DNA-binding transcription repressor activity, RNA polymerase II-specific; RNA polymerase II cis-regulatory region sequence-specific DNA binding.
GACGCAAAUCAACGGUGCUGGUCGUGAGUGUGGUUGUGAUGUUUCUGUUACAAUAUCUUUAAAAUCGAUGACAAGUGUGAUCUGUUCGAUAAAAUAUAAGAAAACCAGUGGCUUGAAAUAAAUCUUGUGUGUGAGUGUGUAAUGCAGUGAAACGACGCUCUUUAAACAAUGAACAACUUGGAUGUUGUUAGUGAAAGCCAAGGAAUGCUACUGCCUUCAUACGGUACCACACUUGACUAUCUCCAGAAGCAAUCACAGCAACAGGAUCCACCGUCAGAGAUUAGCUCAGCCAGCACGCCGCCAGUAAGCUACUUCCAGCAGUUCUUUUACCCUGCCGACGGUGAUCCAGCGCCGUCGCGUGCUCUUCGUCCAAGGGAGUUUCCAAGUCCCCUGGACCUUUCACUGCGUCCGACGAAUGUGCCGAUGACGCCUCCUUCGACACCGUCUCCACCAAGAAAACGGUUAAAGUCGUUCGACGAAUCAACGGCCGUGAUACCCACUGCCGUGCGCGCCUCAACGGAUAGCUGGCGAAGCGCUAGGAAUCAGUUCUCGGACACAGUGUGCAUCGAUGACAAGCGUUACUACGCCAACACGACUCUGAGUGAGCGUGAACAUCGUGCGGAAGUGUUUCAGUACUUCGAUGACAGUGCACGGUCGGUUCCGUUCAAGUAUCCUUCAGUCGAUGGUGUCAGGGCUGACGAUGGGGAGCCUCCAUUCGCGAAAGAAGGUGCAGAUCGUUCCCGAGCCAAGGGGGAUGAAUUUAUUGAUAUUACAGGAGGUACCGAACAACAGACCGAAGAUCACUUGGACGAUCACGAUGAGCGAUCGACGAGAGAUAAAUCGGAUUGUUCCAAUAUCGACGUAGAGUCGCUGGAUAAUGAUGAAGACGAUAGUAAAGAAUCGAUCAACAUUGUAGACAGUGAGGAAAAGGAAGUCGAUGGCGCUGCUGUGCUAAACGAGGGUCAGCGCUACUUUGCAGACGAGCGACUCCAUCUGCAAGCCAUUGAAGGAUUUGCACGGCUCUUCGAACGUAGCUUUCCUUCGACUAGUACGAAGAAAUCGAAUGCCUCGUCAGGUGCUGGGUCAGGUCCACGCAUCUCAACGUCCAAGAGCGAACGGCGCCGUACGAAGGCACGACGCCAAGGUGCGAUAGACGAGGACAACACAAGCCCUGUGUCCGGUACGAUCAUCCGUAAGCUGCAGGAUGGUGAGGAACUGGUCGUACGCAAGGGUGACAUCGAUCCAGCGUUCAAUGUGGUCGAGAUUACGGAUGAAGCAAAGGAGAUCCUCUCGAAGAUUGACAACAAGAUCGGCUCUUACCUGUGUCAAUUGUGCCGUGCGCUGUACGACGAUGCGUUCGGUUUGGCACAGCAUCGCUGUUCGCGCAUCGUCCACAUUGAGUAUCGGUGUUCCGAGUGUGACAAAGUGUUCAACUGUCCAGCCAACCUGGCAUCGCAUAAGCGCUGGCACAAACCGCGUGGAAUGUCCGCGGAAGGAAGAAAAGGUGGUUCAAAAACUGCUGCCGUGCGACAGGCAGAGCGCAGUAGUGAGGAUGAACCGAUAGAAAUACUGGACAACUCGAACGAUAAUCAUCAGCCGGUGCCGGUGUUACCAACUGCAACGACAACCGAAGAAGAAUCUUAUUCCUGUGGCCAGUGUGGAAAAACAUUCCGAAGACAAAGUUACCUAAAGAAGCAUGCCGUUUCGCACCAGAUGGAACCAGCCCUCUUGCGGAACAUGGAUGUACGACCUAUCACUUUCAACAGUGACACGUUCAGUACAUCCGCUUCCGGUAGUUCAUCAGGUGCGACACCUCUAGGAGCUACAUUUCCCGCUGGCCAUCACUUGCUGUCUAAUCCUGGACCGCCGGCUAGUUGCUUUGCGGCAGCGUUCGACAAGUUGGCGCGCCCACUUGCUGCACCGACUUCCGCCUCCGCUCUUUUUCCGUUUGCCGCCUGUUACGGUAGUAUGGCCACACUGGCGGUUGGGGGCGUUGCCGGUGCCGGGGUGGGUGGUAAUGUAGCUCCGAAUGUAGCGCACUAUAGCGAGCUUGAGAAACGUCGCUGGCAGUCGCUUGGCGAGCUGUAUCUUCAGCAACGCGAGCGUCUGUCUGCGUUCCAGUACGUGAGGCAGCAUCAGUACGAAGAUUACUUGAAAUGCUUUCAACCUUUCCAGUUCGCGCGUGACAAAACCUGACCCAACAUCCUGCGGCCAGUACCACGGAUGGCCGCUGCUCCCCUUUGGCCAACAGCACACCCAAAUCCACUUCCUGUUACCACCACCACAACACACAGUGCAACAGUCACAACCCAACCUGCUCCACCACCACCACCACCACUAACUUCUUCACAUCAACCGAAUGCCGUCACAAAUUCCCUCAACAUGAACAUCCCUUCCUCCAUCCAUCAAUCCUCUGCCCUAGCAAAUGAUCAUAUCCCAAGCACGGUCAGCCAACCGAACUCGGCCCUGGCGUCGGUGUUUGGGGCGAUGCAGCAACAAAUACCAGCCGCAGGGUCAGUACAACCGCCCCAGCCACUGCCACCAUCGUUUUCCCCAGCACGGACAAUUCUGCAACAUAUCCAGCAACAACCGACGGCAUUUAGAAGUGAAUGAACCCGUCGGCUUUGCGUCUGCUACUUCCGACUAGUCUAGUGUCACAACCUGAUAAGAUGGGAAAUUAUCGUUAUUAGCCAAUAAAUAGAGUCUGUUUUGUAGUUUUAAUAAUUUGUCCCCUUUUAAAACAAAACAGCGAAUGAUUUCCUUCUAAAAUGGCUGCUCGUCCAGUUUCCGGCCACGCUGCGAAUCAAAUCGAUGGCUAUCAUUCGAAACAGCAUGACUAAAUAAACACAACAGUACUAAAACAAAGUGGCGUUUACCUUGCUUACCUUCGUUCAUGGGACAGUCUUAAUCCAAUAUCAACAUAUUCUUAACCUGUCAAGCACAACAGAAGAAACAAUCGCACACCGAACACCCAAGACGCACACCGGACACACAGUCAACCAACCCUUAGUGAUUUGUCAUUCAAUUUCCGGUCAGCGAUGAAACUGGUUUCAUGUUCCCGGGCCGGACAAAAAGGUACACCCGCACGGUGGUCGAUGUGCAGUUCAACGGAUAUCGAUUCGUGAUUGACAUUUUUGCUGCCUUGUGACCACACACACGACCAGUUGCGUAUUUUUUGUUGGGGAGGGAGACACCGGACAACCAAGCGACCAAGGGACCGGACCUCACUGUUUAGUGAUUUGAUUCGAGCGUUUUAGCUGUUUGUUUUAUACUGAUUGCUCGAUUCGGAUACUUUUCGGAAGGGAAACUAGUUUUCUGAUGCCGCUGCAAACAGACAGCAUGAAACAGGAAGCAAAAAAGAGUGGAGGAAGUCGGCGUACGGGUGUCACCGAGAGAAAUCAAAUAUUUAUCGUACAUUAGACGCCCUAGGGAGAAUGGUGUGCUACACGUGAAUGGUAUGUCUAUUCAAAGGAAAACGUCUUGCAGGACGAGGCUUGGAACACAGGUACGGUAAUCGGAACAUGUCUUUGAAGAAGGUUUUGCUGCGGUUCGGUAAGUAACGUGGGAAGGAUCUCCUGCUUCUUGCUUUGUUCGGUUGGUGAUCGUGAUGCGGUUGAAGAUGGGGUGGGAAGAAAGGUGGGUAGAAAUCAAAUCACGAACAAAUUGGCUUUUAUAAUGCAUUUCCUAUUCAUCACUGUGCUUCCCGUUAGCGUAAGUGCUGGAAUGAAGUGGGUGAUAAUCAACGAUGAUGAAAUAACUUUGGAUAAAAAAGAGAAAAAAGAAAAAAAAAAUGAAAGCAUCAUAAGUUAAUAAUACUUAAAAACUACGACUGUUACAAUGCCUGUCGACUUUUUUUGUAAUUUUUACAUUUUAAAACAAACACUAUUUUCCUUGUUUUUUUUUUCUUCCAAUUUUACU